UACUUAACUCAUUAGUCUGAAAACUCUCCCCCAUUUUCUCUCACUUUCUCUCUCAUUUUCUCUUCCACAGUCAUUUCUUUCCAUUCCCACUCAAAACCAACAAAAGGGAACAGAGAAAGAAAGAAAAAGUAAAAGGCAGCAGAGAAGACAUUCCCAGCUGGGUUUUCUUGUCUUUCUCUCUCUCUCUCUAAAGAAUAAAGUGAGUGAGAAACAAAGAAUAUAAAUUUAUCCAAAAAGGGCAUUGCUUUGUUGGAGCUCUUCUCAACAAAGAAGAGAGAUUUUUCAUUUUGGUUUUGAUGUCAUGGGCUUGAAGAAGCUUGCAAUGCGCAAUAAUGGCGUCUUACUAUUAGUAGUGGUGUUGUUUUCUCUCUGGGGUUGCUCUGUUUCAGCCUCUGUUUCUUAUGAUUCAAAGGCUAUUGUCAUCAAUGGCCAGAGAAGAAUCCUCAUUUCUGGAUCCAUUCAUUACCCAAGAAGCACUCCUGAGAUGUGGCCAGAUCUUAUUCAGAAGGCUAAAGAUGGAGGUCUAGAUGUGAUUCAGACUUAUGUUUUCUGGAAUGGGCAUGAACCUUCACCUGGAAAAUAUUAUUUUGAGGGAAACUAUGAUUUGGUUAAGUUUGUCAAGCUGGUUCAGCAAGCAGGCCUUUAUAUGCAUCUCAGGAUUGGUCCUUAUGUUUGCGCUGAAUGGAACUUUGGAGGCUUUCCUGUGUGGUUGAAGUACAUUCCCGGUAUCAGAUUUAGAACAGACAAUGGACCUUUCAAGGCCCAAAUGGAAAAAUUCACAAGAAAGAUUGUGAACAUGAUGAAAGCAGAAAGGCUGUUUGCCAGUGAAGGUGGUCCAAUAAUUUUAUCCCAGAUUGAAAAUGAAUAUGGUCCAAUGGAAUAUGAACUUGGAGCUCCUGGGAAGGCAUACUCAAAUUGGGCAGCUCAUAUGGCUGUUGGACUUGGCACCGGUGUGCCUUGGGUUAUGUGUAAACAAGAUGACGCCCCUGAUCCCAUUAUCAAUGCCUGCAAUGGAUUCUAUUGUGAUUACUUCUCUCCGAACAAGGCUUAUAAACCUAAAAUGUGGACUGAAGCGUGGACUGCCUGGUAUACUGAGUUUGGUGGUCCAGUUCCUAAAAGACCAGCAGAAGACUUGGCCUUUGCAGUUGCUAGGUUUAUACAGAAGGGAGGGGCUUUCAUUAAUUAUUACAUGUACCAUGGAGGAACAAAUUUCGGCCGAACUGCUGGUGGCCCGUUCAUUGCUACUAGCUAUGAUUAUGAUGCACCUCUAGAUGAAUAUGGACUUUUGAGGCAACCUAAAUGGGGUCAUUUAAAAGAUUUGCACAGAGCAAUAAAACUGUGUGAACCAGCUUUAGUAUCUGGAGAUCCCACAGUAACACAACUUGGAAACUAUGAACAGGCUCAUGUAUUUAAAUCAAAAUCCGGAGCUUGUGCUGCUUUCCUUGCAAAUUACAACCCAAAUUCGUUUGCAAAAGUUUCCUUUGGGAAUAUGCAUUACAAUUUGCCUCCUUGGUCUAUCAGCAUUCUACCUGACUGCGAAAACACGGUGUACAACACUGCAAGGGUUGGCGCACAAAGUUCAACGAUGAAAAUGACCCGUGUUCCUAUACAUGGAGGAUUAUCUUGGCAGGCAUACAAUGAACAGACAGCCUCUUAUGAAGAAACUUCAUUCACCGUUUCUGGGUUGCUGGAGCAGAUAAAUACCACCAGAGAUGCUUCUGAUUAUCUGUGGUACAUGACAGAUGUUAAGAUUGACCCCAGUGAAGAAUUUUUGAGAAGCGGGAAAUAUCCAGUACUAACAGUCUCAUCAGCCGGUCAUGCUUUGCAUGUUUUUGUCAAUGGCCAACUAGCAGGUACUUCUUAUGGAAGUUUAGAAUUCCCGAAAUUAACAUUGAGUAAGGGCGUGAACUUGAGAGCUGGUAUCAACACAAUUGCACUUCUAAGUAUUGCUGUUGGUCUUCCGAAUGUCGGUCCACAUUUUGAGACGUGGAAUGCUGGUGUUCUUGGUCCAGUUACAUUGAAUGGUCUCAAUGAGGGUAGAAGAGACUUGUCAUGGCAGAAAUGGUCUUAUAAGGUUGGUCUUAGAGGAGAAGCCUUGAGUCUUCAUUCCCUCACUGGGAGUUCUUCUGUUGACUGGAUUCAAGGGUCCCUAGUAGCGCGGAAGCAACCUUUGACAUGGUUUAAAACAAGUUUUGAUGCUCCGGCUGGAUAUGCACCCUUAGCUUUAGAUAUGGGCAGCAUGGGAAAAGGUCAAAUAUGGAUUAAUGGUCAAAGUCUUGGUCGUUACUGGCCUGCUUACAAAGCACAGGGCAGUUGCGGUGGCUGUGACUAUGCGGGAACGUACAAUGAAAAGAAAUGUUUAAGUAACUGUGGGGAUGCUUCACAAAGAUGGUACCAUGUUCCCAAAUCAUGGCUUAAGCCAACAGGCAAUUUGUUGGUGGUGUUUGAAGAAUGGGGUGGAGACCCCAAUGGAGUCUUUUUGGUUAGAAGGGAUGUUGAUACUGUGUGUGCUGAUAUCUAUGAGUGGCAACCAACGCUAAUGAAUUGGCAAAUGCAAUCCUCGGGUAAAGUCGAUAAACCUUUGAGGCCUAAAGCACAUUUGUCUUGUGGGGCCGGGCAGAAAAUUUCAAAGAUAAAGUUUGCUAGCUUUGGAACACCAGAAGGGGCUUGUGGAAGUUUCCGCGAAGGAAGCUGUCAUGCUCACCAUUCAUAUGAUGCUUUUGAAAGGCUUUGCGUUGGGCAGAACUCCUGCUCGGUGACUGUAGCAGCCGAAAUGUUUGGAGGUGAUCCAUGUCCUAGUGUCAUGAAAAAACUCUCUGUGGAGGCCAUCUGCACUUGAUGACUCCGAACAUCCAAACGAAAUGCCUCAUUUUGUUUUCUCUACUGCUUGCAAUACAGCAACUUCAGUUAAUUUUUGCAGUAAGUUAAUCUACUAUAUACAUGUAAGGCCAUUGCAACCAUUCGUUGGCUUUUUUCCUAGGUGAAGUUGUACAAAACAUAUGCAACACACCCACGUGGUUGAAAGCCUAAAGAGCUCUUGAAGAUGAUUGUGAGUAAAGCUGUAUGUACAUACUUGCUAUCGUUUCGAUUUGUUCCCUUCAUGUUAUAGAAAGGUGGAAAAGAGAAGUGUGGUCGGAUGCACAUUGAGACGACACCGAAGGAGUCCAUGUGUAGAAAUUCUUUUAGUUUUCAGAUUAUGGAAAGCUUCUGGCUUCCAGUAAUUUUAAGGUUUCAUUCUUGUGCAACUUGUUGGGAGCAAUUGUUCCAUUGCUUGUUCUUGUAGAAAAGUAUCCGAAGUAAUAAUUCCAUGCUCAUUGUCUUUGAUAUAUCGAGCAAGAUUCAGGCACUGAGGAGCAUUUAUAGGGAACUUUUAUGGUGCAGAGAUACUGUGCCGGAAAUAUGAUAAUUUGUAAAUUUUACGUUAAAAUUUACGAACUUAGGAAUAUGAUAAUGUGUGAAGUUUAAGUUGGAAUUUAUAAAUUUUGAAUAUUGAAGUUGAAAAAUUA
Molecule: messenger RNA, 3506 nt
Organism: Morus notabilis
Lineage: Eukaryota; Viridiplantae; Streptophyta; Magnoliopsida; Rosales; Moraceae
Product: beta-galactosidase 1
Exons: 19
Coding region: 302-2839 (845 amino acids)
Biological process (GO): carbohydrate metabolic process
Cellular component (GO): cell wall; vacuole
Molecular function (GO): carbohydrate binding; beta-galactosidase activity
Source: RefSeq, a predicted model, not a curated record